Mycena citricolor is the source of this 3442-nucleotide messenger RNA. Lineage: Eukaryota; Fungi; Basidiomycota; Agaricomycetes; Agaricales; Mycenaceae. The record is from the annotation of a GenBank genome assembly.
GAAACGUCUGGCGUAGUUGUAUCCAUGUAGACAACAACCGUCAUGAACUGGACGGCAGCCGCCAAAUUCAAUUUCGAGUUUGCUUCCUUCUCCGAUCCUCCCCAAACUCGCUUCCAUCCAGUUUAUCCGUCGCCGACGCAAUCAGUUUCUGCUGAACACACUUCAUCAUAUCUUCACCAGCGUCUUGAAUCUCAGCAUCAAAUUUCAUCGUUAUCAUUCCCUAUGCACUAUCGCUCACACUGCGGCCGUCCGCCGGGAGCCCGCACAGCACCCCGCAGCAUCCCGGGAUCUCCGUCUACGCGCCAUAAUGGAUGAGAAUAACCGGAUGAUCUUUAUUGCUAGCAGAAGACUCGGGAUUAUUUUCGCCGGGAGAUCUCCAAGCUCUCAUGAAACAUGUAGGCAAGGUGCAACGGGUCCAGUGGCAGGAUCCUGCCCGCACGACUCAGAACCACAGGAAAUGGACAACAGGCUGAAAUUUAAUCCCAGCGCUCCGCACGACGUUUGAUCGAGCUUGGGUUCUCCCUCUAUUGUCAAUUUGCACUCCUUACAACGUUUGUGCCCGCCUGAAAUUCCUGCACUACUUGCCGAUGGAUAAGACACAUCAGUGUCAACGUUCCUGGUGCAAGGGCGCGAACCCAGCGCAUGAUGUGGAUGAUCAGCGUCUGAGAUGAUUUACCUCGGCAAUUCUGUGCGCACAUGAACCAUGCUGACGCUUUAUCGUUUUGCUAUCGGGUACGCAUGAAUGAUGAUGUGCACUUAUAUACCCUGCGGGAAUGAGCUCCCGUCCGGCGCUCACCCUCAAUCAUGCUUAGCGUUGCGCUCUGUUCGCUCCUCCCGUUCAUUCUGUCGGCGAAUGCACUCAAGCUCGACCUCGCAAGGGUCGCAGCAGCAAGCAGCAGUGUCAACAACAACUUGAUCAACAAGUACAAUGUUCGCUACACGACCAAUAUCACAAUCAGCGGUCGAGUUGUGAAUGUUGUGCUUGACACGGGAAGCACCGAUCUCUGGGUGAUGCCUCCAGACGGCCUCCCGGCAUUCAAAGACACCGGAAUCAAUACCAAGAUCGUGUACGGAAACGGAUACGACUAUGUUGCGGGGGAUAUUGGCACCGGAGAAUUCCAGCUCGAUAGCUACAUCAUCCCCAAUCAAGCCUUCUUGAAAGUCAACGACGCUUCCGCUGCCGAGCAAGGCGACUUCCAACUGGGCAUAUACGGCGUCUGGGGACUUGGUUUCAACACUCCGGGGUCCUCCAGAAUCAACGACGCGGUCACCCAGGCCUAUGGCUCUUCAGCCACGUGGGGCCAGUCUGCGCUCGCCAACAUCUUUGCCCAAGAUCCGACCAAGGCCGACUACAUCGCUAUCUCUCUUUCGCGUAAUGGAGACUCCGCCGGCUCAGCCGAUGCUUCGUUGGCGAUCGCAGAGUACGACACCCACUACACUCAGGUCGCCAACGCACCCAGACUUUCUCAAUCGCCGCCCGGUUCCGGAUCCUGGACUGUGACCCUGGAUUCCAUCUCUGUGGGAGGAAAGAAACUCAACUGGCCGACACCUUGCAGAAUGUUCCGCGCGGCAAGAAUAUUGUCGCUGUCGACACUGGGUGCGCCUUUCACAACCAAUGCGAUGUUGCCUGCAGCGCAGAUCGCGGCUAUCUACGGCUCGAUCCCCAACGCCGUCUUUGCGGCGAACGCCCAAUUACGUAUCCCGCAGACCCAGUACAGCUCGACGACCGGAGUCUGGGUCGUGCCUUGCACUGCGAGCAUCAGCGUCUCGCUCACAUUCGGCGGCCAGACGUUCCCUAUUCAUCCUCUAGACAUGACCGAUAUCCAGAUUGUCGCGUCGCCUGACGGCAAGAGCCAAUACACCGUCUGCAUCGGUUCCUUCACGGAUGUAGGCACGAUAGUGUCCGGUUUCAGCGACGGACUCGUGGGCGACAGCUUCUUGCGCAACGCAUACACUGUAUUCGACUUUGCCACCGGUGGCAAUGUUCCCCCCGGGACUACACCUUUCGUUCAGAUGCUAUCUGUGACAGAUGCUACCAAAGCUCAGGCCGACUAUCUCUCCGUUCGACGGGCUCUGUUGCGGAGCUACCCGCCCGAACUCAGCCCUGCCCAGUUUGUCCAGAUUUUUGGUUGAUCCGCACGAUUUCAUUAUACAGUAUGUAAAUCUUGAUGUACCAAAAUGAUUUUGAAAUCAUUUGCAUACACCGAUGGCUGUUGUGUUGAGGUUACUUACUCCAUGGCCGUUGUUGAUCAGACUGGCACUAGUUCGCGUCUCUGCUUAGUCAGCAUAAUCAUCAGUUCAGAGUCAUAGUGGACAUGUCCACUACCACGACAUCGAAAUCUACUGCUCCUCCCUCUAAGCCCAAGAAAGAUCGCGAACGCGAGAAGCGCGAGAAAGACCGGCUCUCCCAAUCUCAAAGUCCCGCCGAACGUCUAAAGAUCGUCGUCCGGCGCCUACCACCUAAUCUUCCCGAGGAGGUGUUCUGGCAGAGCGUCCAGACAUGGAUCACGGACGACACUGUGGCAUGGAAGGAAUACUAUCCUGGCAAGCUUCGUAAACGGCUCAACAAGGAGAACAUCCCGUCGCGCGCAUAUGUGUUGUUCAAGGACGAGGAGCAGAUCGCACAAUUCAGUCGCGAGUAUGACGGCCAUCUGUAUCGGGACAAAGCUGGCAACGAAUCUUAUGCCGUCGUGGAGUUUGCCCCCUACCAGAAGGUUCCUCUGGAAAAGAAGAAAGCAGAUCCGCGUAUUGGGACUAUCGAGAAGGACGAAGACUAUGUCUCGUUUAUCGAAUCGUUGAACGCAUCUGCGGCCACUGAGCCGCAGUCUCUCGAGGCUCUCAUUGCAGCCAACCAGCCUGUUCCCCAACCCAAGACGACGCCAUUGCUGGAAGCUCUCAAGGCUGAGAAGGCUGCACAGAAGGAGAAAGAGACGGCUAUUCGUCAAGCGGCUCAGCAGAAACGUGAUGAAGCGAAAAAGAAGAGUGCCGCCGCCACCCCUACUGCACUCCUUCAGGCGAAUGGACCUCCCAUGAGCAAGAAAGCAGCCAAGAGGGCAGCUGCAGCUGCUGCCUCUGCACCGGCUGUAGCGAAAGGUGCCGGCCCCACCAAGCCUCAAGCGCCCGAUUCGCCGACGAAACCGAUUCCCAAGGGCCCCAAAUCCCAGCGUCCACCUCGUGUUCCAGGUCCGCCGCCCGUCAUCACGGAUGUAUCGGCUGCGUCUGCUGCCAAUGAAGGUAACAAUGCACCCGACGGUCCAGUUUCGCCAGUCCAACGACGCAGUCGGCCAGUUAUUGGCCUGGCCUCUCGACAAUUUGAAGCAGCCUUGAACGGCGCUGGUGUUGCCCCUACUGGCGAUCGUAAGUCACGUCGUGAACGAGCUGCUGCUGCAGCUGCUGCAGACGGGGCCGAUUCGACUGCUCCCGACGCGAAGGCCGACUCUCC